AGGGCAGCCUUGUUAUGAUAGGUUUGUUUUUAUUUUGCAGUUCAAGCUACACUUUUCCUUGGUGCUCAAUUCUAAUGGUUUUUAAUCAUGAGAAGUCGAAGUAAUAGCGGUGUCAGACUUGAUUAUUACCAGAGAAUAGUGUUUAGAACAAUAUUGGACCGUCAAAAUCCUGUUACUGGUCUUCUACCUACAACUAAUGAAUCAGAUCAUGCCUGGGUUCGAGAUAACCUCUACUCUAUCCUUGCUGUCUGGGCUCUCAGUAUGGCUUACAAGAAAAAUACUGAUCUGGAUGAGGAUCGAGCCAAAACAUAUGAAUUGGAACAGAGCUGCGUAAAAAUGAUGAGAGGUCUCUUGAUGGCUAUGGUAAGACAGAAAGAGAAGGUCGAAAAAUUCAAAGAGACUCAAUCACCACUUGAUGCCCUCCAUGCUAAAUAUUCCUCUUCGAAUAUGUUGACUGUUGUUGGAGAUACCGAAUGGGGCCAUCUUCAGAUCGAUGCUACUUCACUUUAUCUUUUACUCUUAGCUCAAAUGACUGCAUCAGGAUUACAAAUCGUAUUUAAUCUGGAUGAAGUCGCUUUUGUUCAAAACUUAGUUUUUUAUAUUGAAUCAGCGUAUUGUAUUCCAGAUUAUGGUAGCUGGGAAAGAGGUGAUAAGACAAAUCACGGUCUUCCAGAACUUAAUGCUAGCUCUAUCGGGAUGGCUAAAGCAGCUUUGGAAGCUAUGAAUGAAUUGGAUCUAUUUGGUGGUCGAGGAGGCCCUUCCUCUGUUAUUCAUGUUUUAGCAGAUGAGGCACAAAAAUGUCAAGCAGUUCUUCAAUCGAUGUUACCUCGAGAAUCAAAUUCAAAAGAAGUCGAUGCUGCUCUUCUCUCUAUUAUCGGUUUUCCCGCUUUUGCAAUAGAAGACCCCGACCUUAUAAAGCUUACUCGCAAUGUGAUACUUGAAAAACUUAGAGGACGAUAUGGUUGUAAAAGGUUUCUUCGUGAUGGUUAUAAAACAGCAAAAGAAGACCCUUCUAGAUUAUAUUACGAACCAUGUGAGCUUAAAGUUUUCGAGCAUAUUGAAUGUGAAUGGCCAUUAUUUUUCUGCUACUUAAUACUAGACGCUUGUUUCAGGGGUGAUAGAGAAAUGAGCUUAGAAUUCUCGGAUGCUUUAGACAAAGUUCUAGUCAAAACUGAUGAUGGACUAAAAUUGGUUCCAGAAAUGUACACUGUACCUGCUCAUCUGGUUGACGCGGAAUACAAAACUCCCAAAAGUCAAGAUAGGGUACCUAUCGGACAGUGUCCUUUCAUGUGGGCUCAAUCGCUGUACAUUUUAGGUCGCCUACUUCAAGAAGGUUUCAUUGCCCCAGGAGAAAUGGAUCCUCUUAAUCGCCGUCUCGGAGCUGACAAGAAACCUGAUGUUGUUGUGCAGGUUGUUAUUCUUGCUGAAGAUGCCGUGAUGAAAGAGAAGCUCUCUCACCAUGAUAUUAAUAUCCAAACUGUUUCUGAAGCUUCCCCUAUUGAAGUUCAACCCGCUCGUGUUCUCAGUCAUCUCUAUGCUUACCUUGGACGCAACAAAAAACUCAAACUCUCAGGUCGCCAAUCUCGAGAUGUCGGGAUUUUGAGUACGAGUAAACUGUAUAGUCUUCAUGACAGGAUUUUUGCUUUCAUACCUCAGUUUGUAGAUGAGCAACGUUAUUAUAUCGCUUCAGAUAUCAACUUACUAUUGGACAUUUUCAAAAAUGAAAUAGCAUUCUUGAAAUCAAAUUGGAAAAUGUUGGGAAGGCCUGUUAUCGUCAUCAGUCUGAAAUCUAAAGUUUUAGAAAAUGGACGAAUCCCUCCUUCAGUAUUGUCAACGAUUAAAAAACUCAAAAGUGGAUACAUCAAUGGUACAAGGGUUGUAUUUGGGAGAUUAGAUGAAUUUCUAAGCACUUCAUGCAUAACAAGUCUCAGUUUUCUGGGUAAUACAGAAGAAGGAGAUCCAGAUAAUUUAAGUUCGAGCGUCAAAGAAUAUUUGGAGAAGGAGCUCCGUAAACCAUUUUUGAAAACGCCUCACAACCUUAAAUCGUCAAUGAAACGUAAACAAAGUGUUUUCCGAUCUAGAAAAUCUGGAAUUGCUGGUAUCAUCAAGCGAACCCGAUCAAUUAUAGUUGAUCAAUAUGAUCCAGAAUUGACGCUUCUUCGAGCCGAGUAUGAUGGUAAACAUCCUGCUACUGACGAAGUAGAUAAAUCUCCUUUGGUGUCAACAACACCUAGUCGUGACAAUAGUGAGGAAAAAUCUUCGCCUGUUUCUCCGGGCGUACCUGAGAUUGAAGACGAAACUAUAAGUAAUUGGGCUUAUGUUCCUGGCAAUGAAUCUAGAAUCAAAGCUAUGACCGAAUUAAAUACCAGUGGAGAAGAUUUGAUUAAUUUCUUCAAGGAAACAGAAUCACUUGAAGAACAGGGAGACAUUCUUCAUUAUUUAGCUUACAAUAAAGGUUUAAAUUGGGAUACAAAGCUUGGAAAUCAUCCUAAUGUUGUCUCAGUCAAAGAAUUGUUGAAAGAGCUUUAUGAAAAAGCGUGCCAAGAAAAGAAAUGGGCUUUAGUGCGACAUAUUGCUGGUAUAUUAGGUAAACGAGUUGAAGAUUUGGCCAAGGCUGUUGCUGAUUUAUUGGUUCGUCAGAAACAAGUUACCAUUGGAAUGCCACCCAAUCAUGAGAUAACAAUAACUCGACCUCUUCCUUCUAAAGAAAUACGUGAAAUGAUUAAUGCUGCUCAUGGGGGUGAUCAAAGUACUGCCAUGUUAUCUCAAGAACUUCUCGUUUAUUUAGCAAUGUAUAUAAGAACGGAGCCACAACUUUUCUGUGAAAUGUUGCGACUUCGAGUUGGUUUAAUAAUCCAAGUUAGUGCCUCUGAGCUUGGAAGAGCUCUAAAAUGUAGCGGUGAAGAAGCAUCGGAUCAUUUACUUAAUUUAAGUCCCUACGAGAUGAAAAUGUUGUUGCACCAUAUUCUCAGUGGGAAGGAAUUUUCAGUCAAAGGAGCAAGGAGUGGUCAUGUAUCCAUUGCGAAUGACAAAUUCAGUCGUAAAAGUAAUUUAGACAAUUUUAUCGGUAAAGAACCUAGCAUCACAGAUGAAUUUACCGAAUCAGAACGACAAGGUCAAUGGCUAAGAAGACGAAGAUUGGAUGGAGCCUUGAACAGAGUUCCUAAAGGCUUUUAUCCAAAUGUUUGGUCACUUCUUGAGAAGUGUGAAGGAAUUGUUAUACAAGAUAAAGUUCUUCUACAGAAAUUGACUCGUGAAAUGACUCCAGGAGAAUUGAAAUUUGCACUGAAUGUCGAGGAGGUUCUCAACAGCAUCCCUGUACCAGAAUAUAGACAACUCAUGGUUGAAGCAUUGAUGAUACUCACCUUACUGGUUGAAUUGAAUGCUGUUGGAUAUUUAGGUGGCUUUAUCAAAGUUCAAGAUAUUGUCCAUCAAGCUCAUCAACUAUUCUUAGAUGACCAGAGAAAACAAAAUGGUGAUGCCACUCUUUGUUGUGCCCUCCUUCCAGAUUCACCAAAAUUAGUUAAUUGUUCAACGACUGCAAAUAUUUGUCAACAUUUUUACGAUUCUGCACCCAGUGGAUGUUAUGGUACAAUGACUUACCUUGUACGAGCUGUUUCUUGUUUAUUGGAUUGUCUACCAAACCAGGAAAUCGAUUGUACUCUAAGUUAAAUUGUAUAUCACUUUGACAAUCUUUUUGUUCAAAUUCAACUAUUUGGUUCCUAAGCAUUUCAUUUAUUUUGUUUAAAAUCACCAUUCUUUAUUUGCAAUCUUGCCGAAAUUCAUCAUUAGUCUUAAAAUAUUCGUCUAUUAUCAACACAUCAAGUUUCCUUUUACUUGUAAAUCACGGAUCUGAAUUAUAUUAUUGUUUAGUAAAUUUAAACCCAUUUAUUUGAGUAUGAAUAUUGUAAAGAUCGUCGAAAGAAGUUGGAAAAUUUCAACCUGUUUUGGGUAUUUAAUUGUUGAAAUUUGCAUAAUCUAAGUGCUUCUUUUAUGGCAGUUUGAUGAGCAAUUUCAAUCAACACUCAAGAAAAGGUUAAUCAGUUUAAUGCGAAUUGUAAAUUUUAAAUGAAGUUUUUUUGUUUUCGUUUCAAAACUUCAAAUAUCUUAUUGAAGAAAAAUGAACUUCGAAUUUGAAUGAUUUAUCAAAAUCAAUUAUUUUAUCCAAAUUAAAUGAUCUUGCUA
This is a messenger RNA of Tetranychus urticae (two-spotted spider mite), 4185 nucleotides long. RefSeq names its product putative phosphorylase b kinase regulatory subunit alpha. The record is from RefSeq and is a predicted model, not a curated record. Lineage: Eukaryota; Metazoa; Arthropoda; Arachnida; Trombidiformes; Tetranychidae. Gene Ontology annotation, biological process: glycogen metabolic process. Gene Ontology annotation, molecular function: calmodulin binding. Gene Ontology annotation, cellular component: phosphorylase kinase complex.